AACAUUGUAACUUUGUUUUAGGACUAAUAGCAGAAUAGUCGUCUAUCUGUGUCCAAAACAUUGAUCAACAAAUAUGUCUCUGGCUGAUGAACUUUUAGCAGAUUUGGAGGAUGCUGGAAUGGAUGGAGAAGUUGCAAUGGAAGAAGAGCAUCAACUGGAAGAUGAUUCUGAUGGAAUUGAUGAUAUUGACGAUAUAGAUGAUCUUGAUUCUGGACAAAAAGCAACGGAUUCUGAAAGCAUUCAUCAUGUUGCAAGGUUGAAUGGAAGUGAUCAAUUCAAAAGAGUAAUGGGUCGAAUAGCGGAAAUUCUUGACAAAAAUGAGCCUGUAUCAUCAGCAGGUCCAGUAGAAUCUAAUCCAGAAUAUCAGCUUAUAGUUGAAUCAAAUAAUUUAACAGUUGAAAUUGAUAAUGAAAUCAAUAUUAUACAUAAAUUUUGCAGGGAUAAUUAUAUGAAAAGAUUUCCUGAACUUGAGUCUCUUGUUCCAACACCUCUAGAGUAUAUUCGAACCGUAAAGGAAUUAGGAAAUGAUUUGGAGAGAUGUAAAAACAAUGAAGUUUUACAACAGGUAUUAUCAAAUGCCACAAUUAUGGUUGUGAGCGUUACUGCUUCUACGACCCAAGGAAAACAGUUAGAUGAAUACGAAGAAAAAAGAAUUUUGGAAGCGUGUCAUAUGUCAGAGGAUUUAAUACUGGCUAAAAUGAAGAUUUUAGAAUAUGUUGAAGCCAGAAUGUCUUUCAUUGCACCAAACCUCACAAUCAUUGUUGGAGCCUCGACAGCUGCCAAGUUAAUGGGAGCAGCAGGGGGUCUUAUUGCCUUGACAAAGAUGCCUGCAUGUAAUAUAAUGUUACUUGGAUCUCAAAAGAAAACAUUAACUGGAUUCUCUAGCACUGCUAUAAAUCCCCAUACAGGAUAUAUUUAUUACAGUGACUUAGUUCAGAACAUUCCUACGGAUUUAAGAAGAAAAGCAGCAAGACUUGUUUCUGCCAAAGUAACUCUAGCGGCUCGAAUUGACAGUUUUCAUGAAGCACCAGAUGGCAAAAGUGGAUUCAAUUUGAAAGAGGAAAUUGAAAGAAAGUUAGAAAAAUGGCAAGAGCCACCUCCUGUUAAACAGAUUAAAGCUCUUCCAGCUCCAAUUGAUCCAGGACGAAAGAAGAGAGGAGGUAGAAGGUAUAGAAAAAUGAAAGAAAGACUUGGAAUGACAGAAAUGAGAAAACAGGCCAAUAGAAUGACUUUUGGUGAAAUUGAGGAUGAAGCUUAUCAACAAAACUUGGGAUUUUCGCUCGGUCAGCUUGGAAAGAAGGGAACUGGGAGAAUAAGAGCCGCACAAGUUGACAAUAAAACUCAAGUGAAAGUAUCAAAAACAUUACAACAAAAGAUUCAAAAGGCAAAUCGAGCAGGUGCCGCAAGCACUUGGGGAGGGAAAACAUCAAUAAGAGACAGGGGGAGUGGAACAGCAUCAUCUGUGGCUUUCACUCCUUUGAAAGGAAUUGAAAUUGUAAAUCCAAGUGCAUCGGAGAAACGAGUGGAUGAAGAAGCUUUGGCUGACGGUAAAAAGAGUUACUUCGCAAGUGGUGCUGCUUUUAUUAAAGUGGAAACUCCAGCAACAUAGUGAAGUCAAAAUGAGCAAAUGGAACUUGCUCGAUCUGCGUUGGCGAAUGGUAAUGAAAUACCCAAUUCCUGAAUCGCUCCUUGUAUUACUUGAAAAUUAUCACUUCGCAUGGGAUAAAAGUGUUGUUUUUUAUAGUUUUGGGGGCUAUCUCGUUGCAAACGAAGGGAGGUCAUUUCGUUGCAUUACUACUCCCUGCUUUUAAUCUUGAACAUUUGCCUCAUAUUUGUCAACAUUGUUAGUUUCAGGUAGUAGCUGCUAUCAAAAAUUAGAACAGUAUCAGAUUCGCCUAGUCCACCAUGAAACAAUUUGUUUUAUAGAACACUUAAUGUAACCGUGAUAGCAUAUGCUUACCAGAACUGGUUUGCUUUGGUUAGUCUCAAGUCAUGAUUGAGAAUAUUUUCACGAAUAUUGACAUGGUCUGUUUUGGAUCGAUGUGAUAGUUCAACCAGACCUUGUGUAUGUUGCUUUUUGAGUAGACUUCUUCGAAUCAGGAUUUGGUAGACAUUGAAAUUUUUAUAUCAGACUUUUGGUCAAUUUUUUACAAAUAUAUGUCCGAAUCUGAGAUGUA
Molecule: messenger RNA, 2177 nt
Organism: Styela clava
Lineage: Eukaryota; Metazoa; Chordata; Ascidiacea; Stolidobranchia; Styelidae
Product: U4/U6 small nuclear ribonucleoprotein Prp31-like
Biological process (GO): mRNA splicing, via spliceosome; spliceosomal tri-snRNP complex assembly
Cellular component (GO): U4 snRNP; precatalytic spliceosome; U4/U6 x U5 tri-snRNP complex
Source: RefSeq, a predicted model, not a curated record